UUUGCCGUGCACUGUCUUAGAUCUGCUUAUUGCAUCGAAGACCAUGAAGAUGUGAACAAGGUUAAGUUCUGAUAGUGUUGAGCGUAAGUGAGACAGGAGCUGUCUUUAUAUAAGAGUAAGAUCGCAGCCGAUGAAAUGCAAUCGAUAACUAGGUCAUCGAUUUCAAUUAAAAUUUAUUCCCAUAUCAAGUGUCUCUCUGAUGCAUAUCUGUGAUGGCACUGGUGGCGUAUGGUUCAAAUGGGGCAUCAGAGCAUUCGCUACAAGCUGCAACUACUUUAAGAAACUUUGUCUUGAAAGUUGACUGUGAAAGUGGUCGAAUUAUUUAUGCAUCUCCGUCCAUCAAGGCAGCCCUAUCUUUAGAUGAUGAUGCUCUCUGUGGGUGCUCAAUUGAAACCAUGCUGCACCCAGAUGAUGUGGAGGACUUUAUGCUGUACUGUAGAUGUCCCUCAGAUUUCAUCAGCUGUCUGCCCCAGAUAACCAAAGGCAGCAUUACCGCAGCAGACCCGAGCUCAUCCUCCCGUGCGAAUGGAAACUGCCAUUACGUAACCUUCCUCUGUAGAAUGGUCAAUGGUCACUGUGCGCCUAAAGAGCAACCCCAGUAUACCGUUGUUCGUGUUUCUGGAAAACAACAGGAUACGGACGAGGAAAGUCAAAAAAUGCUACAUGGAGGUGCUAUGAGAAUUGAAGACUGUCGGCCUCUCAAUGGGACAGCAGCAAAACAUCAAGAAGACAGACAAAAAUAUCAUGGUGCAUAUCCUGAAAAUUUGGGGAUCGGAGAGUGGAAAGAGGAAAAGGGCGUGCAGCAGAUGUUCUUCUCUCUAGUGGAGGUACCUACAGUCUCUCUCAAACUGGAACUGACUCCCAAUCCCGAGCAUUUUUCAGUGCACGAGUACAUGUUAUCCUCGGACCAGAGUCCAAUCAUUCUAUUCGCAGACCCAAGAAUAGAGAGGAUUCUAGGCUUCACGCAAGUGGAGGUUGUAGGCAGAACUGGUUACGAUUUCGUCAUGCCUAAAGACCAGCUCUUCAUCGUUGCUGCACAAUUCGAUGCUGUGCUCAAGUGCAGGGAGCCUGUUCCAGUGGCUGCCAGACUGAAGACUAAAAGUGGCAAGAUCAUCUUCACCAGGAGUAGAGUGUACCUCAACCUAGAUCACUGGACAAAAAAGAUCAAGAACUACGUCACCAUCAGCACCGUUAUCUCGAAGAGGACUGCUUUCAAGUUGUUCCAGCGUCAGAUCAGAACUGUUGCUUCACUUCGUAAAAACAAAGACAACUGGAAUGACAUGUUGAACCUUCUGGAGCUAACUGAGGAGCAGAAGUUGUUCGUGUCAAAGAUGGAUCUCAAAAGCUACCUCGAUGAUUUCAGCGAUUGUCUGGAAGAACAGAAAAAUUCACUGAAGCAAAUACAAAUGGAGACCAAAACAAAUAAUAUUUCUGGUGCUACUUCAUCCAGCACCUUAUGCAGAACUGAGAGCUGUUCGGGAUCAUCUUUAAAUGGCGAUGAAGGAGGUGUCACUAUUUGCGAAAUUUAUGACGCUGAUAUUCUGCCAGUGAAGGAAAUUAUAGACAUGGGACCUGAGUUUAACCCAGUGCCUUUUAUAGAGGAGGUUAUCAAAUUCUUCCCAAGAGACUUCCCCACAGUAUACAAAGUUAGCCGGGUGUCUAGAUACGCUACACUUUCCAACAACGUCUCAAGUCCUCCAUCUCAGUCGCAGCAACUCUUGGAACCAGCUAUUUUAUCGCCCUCCGACCGUCAAUGUCCUACCCAAGCAUCGUCAUCUGCUAUGGACGCCUCAGUCGCGUAUUUAGGCGAUAAUUUGGGCGCAGGAGCGGGGAUAAAUGCAGCCUGCAAUCUAGUUGACAGCUCAUGUAAAUUCUCUCUUGACAGCGGUGUAGAUGACACAUCGGCGAGUGUCUUCACUCAGCCCAGUCUGGUGCGCUCAUUGCUUCAGGAGCUUAAGAAUGAUAUGAAGCCAUCGGGCGACUUCCAGAGUCUGAUUUCGACAGCUGCUUGUUCAGACAGCUCUGGUAGUGGCACAGUUGUGCGCAAACGGGCUGCCCAUCUAAAAGCAGUGCGAAUAGGUGCUGCAGGGGAAUCUCGGGCGAGCAUGACGGGAGUGAAAGGGCCGAAGUACUCAAAAGGAUCACAGAAGAAAAACACCUCAUCUCUAACACAGUCACAAGCUAGGAGGAUUUCCAAGUCCAAUGGUGUCGCACAGACUCACUCGUCACAAGUCGCAACCUCCGCGCACUCCUGACGAUCAUAGCCUUCGGGUGGCUCACAGCUGCUUCAUCACUCUGACGAGUCAUCUGUCCAAUCACUCCCGGGUCUCAUAUCACUGCCACGAGACUGACGGGCACGCUAUUUCUUGUCUUUCUCCAACUAAUCCUUAAACAUGCUACUAAGUACAUCAAAGGCGUUGCAAAAUGCAAUAAGCCCCAUCUAGGCAUCUCCAGUCUAUUACCAUAGAUCUCUAUUUAAUGUAGCCAACACAAUGAUCUAGUGAUAAUUUUAAGUUGUAGAUAUAGAUAUCGUUCUAGUUAAAUUAUUAUGUCCUACGAUUAUUCGGACUAAAAGUUUAAUGUGCGGUCUUUGAUAGCAGAAUCCGUUUGAAAUCCAAACGCGAUUGGUCUGAAAACAUUUGACCCUACCAAUCAAUCCAUCGACCGUGCUACUAAUCCAUCUGCGCUUUGGUGUUUAAUCUGUAAAUAGUUAAUAGUUUAUUCCAAAGUGAAAUAAUUCGUCAUUUUUGUUGACAGAAAUACUGUGAAACGUAUCUUGUUUGUCGAGCUUUAUCACAAAAUUAUGAAUAGAUUAUUCCGACAACCGAAUCAAAAAACAGUCUUUAAGUAAUAUUAUCUUUCGCUUGUCAAAUAUAAUGGCUGACCACAUCUUCAACUCUGCCACGAAAAAAGCAAAUACAAAAAACUUCUGGUUCAUCUUUUUCCAAUUUUUUUUCUCGGAAAAUCACAGUAGUCGGAACACUCUGCGCUAAUUGCGCAUCAAACAGUUAUUAUUGUUAUCCAAUCUUUUUAUUCUAGUUGUAAGUUCAAUCAAAUGGUCUGAUAUUUCUUUUCCAGCUAAUAUUUUUUGUCCUCGUAUGUUUUCUUCGUCAUAGUACACGAUUAUUGAAUUUGAAAAUGUUAUUUUAAUCACAUAUCAUUCUGAAGACUAAAUUAAUAAAUUUGAAGUGUGUCCUUUUCUGGAUUAUCUACGUUUUGGUGAAAUUUUGCGCUGAAAUGAAAUUUGACUGGUCUAAUGUUGAAUGACCAUGCUCCAAUAAUAAUUAAUUUGUUCUACUUUCGUUUCACAUAGAAGAGUGAUAGCUGUGCUAAUACUACUACUAUACUACGAGUGAGGCAAUAUCAUUUUGGCAUUUGGGGAUUCUAAGUUCU
Symsagittifera roscoffensis is the source of this 3393-nucleotide messenger RNA. RefSeq lists its product as uncharacterized. Lineage: Eukaryota; Metazoa; Xenacoelomorpha; Acoela; Convolutidae. Gene Ontology annotation, molecular function: RNA polymerase II cis-regulatory region sequence-specific DNA binding; protein binding; DNA-binding transcription factor activity, RNA polymerase II-specific. Gene Ontology annotation, biological process: regulation of transcription by RNA polymerase II. Bases 213 to 2255 code for a protein of 680 amino acids. The transcript has 6 exons. Gene Ontology annotation, cellular component: aryl hydrocarbon receptor complex; nucleus. The record is from RefSeq and is a predicted model, not a curated record.